Hyposmocoma kahamanoa is the source of this 1060-nucleotide messenger RNA. RefSeq names its product general odorant-binding protein 1-like (gene GOBP1). The record is from RefSeq and is a predicted model, not a curated record. The transcript has 4 exons. Lineage: Eukaryota; Metazoa; Arthropoda; Insecta; Lepidoptera; Cosmopterigidae. Gene Ontology annotation, molecular function: odorant binding. The coding region runs from base 78 to 596 and encodes 172 amino acids.
CGUCAUUGAGAGUCCAAGAAGUGUAUUGCGUAUUUUCAAAAUUACCUACGCUUGCACCAGUAUUUGACAGGCUUGCUAUGAACCCUCGAGCGCGGAUGCUGGUGGUGGUGCUGGCGGGAGUUGCGCUCCGUCUGUUGCGGCCGCCGGCGGCGCUUGGUUCCGUCGAGGUCAUGAAAGACGUCACGCUCGGCUUCGGGGAGGCGCUCCAGCACUGCCGCGAGGAAAGUCAACUAAGCGAAGACAAGAUGGAAGAAUUCUAUCACUUCUGGCGCGACGAUUUCAAGUUCGAGGACCGCGAGUUGGGCUGCGCCAUAAUGUGCAUGAGCCGUUACUUCAACCUGCUCACGGACACGCAACGAAUGCACCACGACAACACCAGGGAAUUCAUCAAAUCUUUCCCUAACGGUGAAAUACUAGAACACCAAAUGGUUGAUAUAAUCCACACGUGCGAGAAGCAGCACGACGCCUCAGAGGACCACUGCUGGCGUAUCCUGCGCGUCGCCGAAUGCUUCAAGAGCACCUGCCAACAGAAUGGCAUCGCGCCUGACAUGGAAAUGCUCAUGGCGGAAUUUAUCAUGGAGGCUGAGGCGCGGUGACCACAGCACUCCAUUCUACAACACUUGCUAGCUAGGUCUGAACAUGGGUGAUUUAGAAUUAGACUUUGGAUUGAAGUAUAAGUUCUUGCCGUUUAAAGUUGGGUCACGGUCUGGUUGUGGAGAGACUCGCAAUUGGUUUGUUUGUUUAUCCAUGUUCCGACGUAGCCAACAAAGAACUACACACCUAUUGACUGCGAAUGAAUACAUUGGAAUUUAUUUUUUAGAUUAAUAACGUAGAAUAAGGUUUAGUCGUAGGCACACUUGGAAUACAACAUAAAUCUCUCGAUUGCGAUGAGCUGCAAGAGAAAUUCCAUGGAUGGAGGCGAUGGGCCACUCGGACAGUGCAGCGCGGGCGAAGGGCACACAACGACGGACGCUUUUGGCAAACGGACUCCGAUUACCAUACCCGUUUAAUAAUUUGUAGAGUACGCUUUUUUAUAAAAUGUAUAAAAUAAAAUGUAAGA